Molecule: messenger RNA, 1983 nt
Organism: Motacilla alba alba
Lineage: Eukaryota; Metazoa; Chordata; Aves; Passeriformes; Motacillidae
Product: receptor-type tyrosine-protein phosphatase alpha-like
Exons: 8
Coding region: 480-1166 (228 amino acids)
Biological process (GO): protein dephosphorylation
Molecular function (GO): protein tyrosine phosphatase activity
Source: RefSeq, a predicted model, not a curated record
GUCUGGGUGCCUGGAGUUGCUGGCUGUGUCCCAAAGCAGGGCUGCCUGCAAUGAGAAGUGUCUGGCCUCAGGGAUCCGCAGCAGGAAGGUGAAGGAUGAACCUGGCUUCACUUCUGGCACAGUUUGAGGACAGCUGGUGAUCUGGAGUUCCAGAGCUCCUCCUGGACUGGCUCCAGACUGUGCAGCUGACCCGUGUCCUCCCGCAGGAGCAGUACAGCUUCCUGUACGAGGCGCUCCUCGAAGGCUUGCUCUGCGGCAACACCGGGGUGCCAGUGGAGAGCAUCGCCAGCCUUGUCCACUCCCUUCGAGAAGAUGAGACCUCAGGCUGCAACAGGGUCCUGGAGAAGGAGUUCAAGGCCCUGCAGAGAUUUUCUGAGUUGUUCCAGCUCCUGCCAUGCAGAGAAGCAGAGAAACCUAGAAACCAACCCAAGAACCGCAAGCCAGGGAUCUUGCCAGCGGACUCCUGCCGGCCCAUCCUGAUGUCCUCGGUGAACGCAGACGGCUCGCCAGCUUACAUCAACGCCGUGUUCGCCAGCACGUACACCGAGGAGGAGAGAAUCAUCAUCACACAGCUGCCUUUCCCCACCACGCUGGUGGAUUUCUGGGCUCUGGUCUGGGAUUACACUUGCACAUCGGUAGUUGUGCUGAAUCAACUCCAGGAGCUGGACAAGACAUACGUGCAGUUCUGGCCCAGCCAGGGCGAAGAUGACUAUGGCCGCUUCCACGUCCAGCUGAUCUCAGAGGAGCCUGGGGCUGGCUUCACCACCUGGACGCUUGUCCUCAGCAACAGGCAGCAGCCCAAGAAAUCUGCAGUGGAAAUCCGGUUACAUCAACUGACGGACUGGCCCAUGCAGCAGCACCUUCCCCCACACCCUGACACCAUCAUCAGCCUGCUAGGGAAGGUGGAGACGCACCAUCGGCAGAGCCAGGAUGGACAUAUCCUUGUCACCUGCUGGGACGGAGCCAGCCGGAGUGGGAUCUUCUGUGCUGCUAGUUUCCUGUGUGAGCAGAUCCAAAGCGAGGGCAUGGUGGAUGUGUCCCAGGCUGUGAGGAUGCUGAAGAGGAGGCGGAGACAGUUCAUUAGAAAUGUGGAACAGUAUGGGCUCUGCUAUGAACUAGCCCUCAGUUAUUUGAAUUCAUUUGAAACCUAUGGGAAUUUCAAGUAGGGCCAUGACCACAGCCUGUCUCUAGAUGGGACUUCUGCUCCCUGCACAGCCCUUCAUCAGUAACAGUGGAAGCAAGAGGGAGAAAAAGGGAUGUGCAUGACCCCAAGAUGCUUCACUCUCCUGAAAAAUCACCCCAAGCCUCCUUUGUGGCUGGAGAACACAGGCUAGACUGUCUCCAAAUUUUGGCCAGGCCUUGAAAUGGGAACCUGAGCCUCUGCCCAGCAUUUGUGAAGGAACUUCUCUGGAAUCACAGCCUGAGUAUGCAGACCAGAGCACAGGCACCAGGACUUCACCUAUGCUUCCCGAUGAAGAGAACAGCUGUCCCAUCCAGGUUCCCUUGUCCCCUCAGGUACCCCAAGGAAAGUGGGGUAGCACCAACACCCACAUUGUGUUUGGUCAGAGAAGUCUCAAACUGCUGUAAGAUCCAUGGUGCUCAGGAGCACAGGAUAUGUGUCCUACUUUGGGAGAAGCACAAAGCCCAAAGUCAACAAGAGCCAAGAGUGGGACAAGCUGUGGUCCUGCAGGGCUAAACUUGUCCUUCAAACCCCACACAAUCUCUUCCUGGGGCUGCAUCUUCCUGGUGCUGCUCCAGGUGCCAGUGCCCUACCAGCUCCACAGAGGCUCCCUCAUCAGCCUGUGCUGCACCAUGGUAAUCCCAGGUUACGCUGUCUCCGCAUGAAUAUGCUGGAUGUGUUUCAAACAGCACCAUAGAAACAGGUUCUGUCUUUGCUGCACAAAGGCAGGAGACUCCGGAACCAGGAGUAACCCCAUGGCUUUCUGUCCUGUGUCUCACCAAUAAAGGCCAGGGUGGUGGUGA